This is a messenger RNA of Eutrema salsugineum, 863 nucleotides long. Its product is annotated as VQ motif-containing protein 17. The coding region runs from base 206 to 766 and encodes 186 amino acids. Lineage: Eukaryota; Viridiplantae; Streptophyta; Magnoliopsida; Brassicales; Brassicaceae. The record is from RefSeq and is a predicted model, not a curated record. Gene Ontology annotation, cellular component: nucleus. The transcript has a single exon.
CAAAAAUAAAAAUAACAGAAGACAAGAAUAAAAAUAUAGUAGUUGUCACUAAAACUUGUGACUCUAAAAAUAAGUGUCUUUUUCUUUAUCAUUUCCUUCUCUCUUCCCCUAUAUAUAUAUAAACCUAAACAUAUUCCACUUACCAUCAAAAUUCACCAACUCUCUCUUCUUUAUCACAUAAAACCUAACUCUUUUCUACAAAACUAUGGAAAAUGAAGCUACUACUGUUCAGAAAAGAAGAAGCUUAUCAACUAUAGCGAUGCACAAACAAUCAAGAACACUAACCAAAUCGAAGCCCAAGAUCCGAAUCAUCCACAUAUACGCACCGGAGAUCAUUAAGACCGACGUCUCCAACUUCCGUGAAACCGUCCAAAAACUCACCGGAAAACCAGAUCAUCAUGAUCAUCACGACCUCCCCCACCACCAAAAGGGUCUUAAAAGAAACCCUACGUCUAGAGGAAGUCAUGAUCAUCAUGAUCAUCAUCAUCAAGUCAAUGACAUGAGAAAGAGCCAUGGAAUCUGCAUAAACUCAGAAGUUGAGUAUCAAGAAGAAGAAGAGGAAGAAGAAGAGAUGACAUCGAUGUCGUGGAACGGCAAUGGCAAAGAGAGCUCCGGUGGGUUCUUGAACGGCUUAGGAGAUUUCGACGGCCUCAUUCAUGAGCUAGGCGAAUUUCCUUAUUUGCCCUUGACUAUUGAUCCUUCCGUUGCUUUUUCUUCUCCGCACUUACAUGGCGGAGUUUACGCAGAAUCUCACCAAUUCGCCUAAUUUUUCCGAAACGGAUGCAUUUUUUUUUAUGCUACUCUUUAAAAAUAGGUUAAGUUUAAAUAAAUUUUCAUAUCUUCUUUAAUAUACGAGAGGCUAG